AAAAGCAACAGAUUUUUUUUUCCUCCAGUUUUUCUAUAUUUUUGCAUGGAUACUGUUCAUUGGAAAUUCAAGAUACGUGCAACAAUAUUGGAUUUUAUACUUUAUGAAUUUUCUAUGAGAAAGGUUUUGUUUGGAGUCAUUGUUUUUUUGUAACGAAGACAACUUUUUAUAGAGUUUAAUAGCAAAAACAGAAGUCUGCAGUGAGUCAGCUGUACAGUCUUUCAUUAUUUGUCAUGUGAAGACUCCUAAAGCACCACAGCCGAACAACAAAGGCCUCUUCCUUCAUACAUCAGAAAGAGAAUUAUAUUUGUUACUGCCACUGAACUGCCAUGUAUCAUCUCUUGACAGUGUUGCUUAGUGUUACUCUGGAUGCUCUCGGUGUGCACUCAGCACUUAGUGUUGGCGCUGGCCAGGGUCAAUGGCACAAGAACCAAACACAGGCGAUGCCAAUGCUUCUUGCACACAUAAAAAGGCCACCGGUAUCCCAGAAUGCCUCAUCAGGAAAGAGCCAGAGUGUACCAGAAAUGUGCUAUGGGUACUAUGAUGUGAUGGGACAGUACGAUGCCACCUUUAACUGUACCACGGGUACAUAUCGCUAUUGCUGUGGCACUUGCCAUUACCGCUUUUGUUGUGAACAUCGCCAUAAGCGCUUGGACCAGGACAGCUGUAAAAACUAUAACAGUCCGUUCUGGGCACACACAACCCAGCCUAUUACCACCAGUGCUAACAGCAAGCUGAACAAUAACGGGCAUGCAGACCAAACCAAUAGCACCGUAUAUGUCAUCUGUGGUGUCAUUAGUUUCACUCUAGCCGUGGCCAUCGGAGCCAAGAUUGCCUUUAACAAGGCCUCCCGACGCCCACGGGGUAGAGAGAUUAAUGUACCCAGAGCUCUCGUGGACAUUCUUCGCCACCAGUCCGUUGCAGGGAGCCAUGGAGAAAGAAAUAACAGCACAACUGUGACUUCAGGGCAACAUGACAAUGGACCAUCACGUCCACCAAAAAACCUCUACAACCCUGUAAAAUCAGUAAAGAACAACCACGAUAAUAUGCAUCAUAACUACAUCCUCACUGUUAAUAGCCCGAAGCAUUCAGCAACAUUGGAUUACAGAUUGAACAAUAUUCAGCUUCCAGCUUCUUCCAAAAAAUAUAAUACAUUGUCAUUCUCUCGUUCUUUCCAUAACUUGUCUCAUUUGCCACCCUCGUAUGAGUCUGCUAUCAAAUCAGAUAUCAGCAGAUAUUCAUCACUCAAAAGACUGGCUGAGAAGGAUAUGGAUGAAUUUUAUCUAAAGCGAAAACACCUAGCGGAAUUAACACGUGGUACCCUUCCUCAGCAUGUCAUGAAGAUGAACUAUGACCAUGAUGGCUACCUGGAAAAAUCUCAAACGCCAAGACGAGUCAUGUCCCAGGAGCAUAUCCUUUCAGACAAUCACUACCCAGUACACUAUGAUUACACUAUACCCAGAGACCGUCUAAUUUCUCAAGAACGCCUUCUUUCUCGUGAGGUCUUGCACUCACAGGAGCAUCUGCUGUCUCCAGAAAGGAUGCACCAUCGUGGGCCACCGCCAUUCCAUGAAAUGCGUCUUGGACAUCAGAAGGCCCUGUCUCACACCAAUGUCUGUGCGAGCACUCCUAUGCUAGACCGCCACCACAUGAUCAAAAUGAAUUCCCACCCUACUUCUUCCAAUUCCCCCAAGACCCAGUGGGAUAUGGCCAACCACACAGCCAAUCGACGGCAAGCCUUUGCUUCUAAACGUCAGAAUACCAUUGAGCAACUUCAGUUCAUUCCUGGCCAUCUUCCUAGCCAGCACCUACGUACUGGAAGCAAGAACGAAGUCACCGUUUAAGCUGCAUAUUUUACUAUUUGUUUUUUUCCUUAAUCAGAAAAAAGAGGCAGUUGCUUUUUAUUCUGUGGCUUCCUUCAUUUUUUCACAUUGCUAGUUUGAACUUAUCAGCUUAUACAUAUAUAAGUAAAACCAAGAAAAGAUUGCUCCAGUUUUCUAGAGUGAUGAAAAGGGAGUAUUUCUACAUUUUUUUCUUUACCUUAGUUUUACUGUUUUAAUGUAUGCAGCUGCCUCCACUGCCAAGUUGAUGAAACAGUCAAUGGCACCAAAUGAUGUCAAAGAUGAUGGCGUUCACAAGCAAGCAGAAAGCUGUGACUCUGGCACCAGCCUACUCUCCGAGGGAUGUGGAUCAUACAGCACCUUAUGUGGCUGGCAGGUAGAGAUUGGUUAGCCCAAGGGGAAACGGUGUGUUUUCGAAAUGGACAGAGAAAUUUGAUUUCCGGUUGGUUUUUUGCCAGUGAGUGAAAACAUCCCCAAGAACAACUAGCAAUCAGAAUUCAGUCAGGGUAAGGUCAAUAUAUGACACCAACUGAUAAAAGAUAAGAAGUUGCACACUUUUUUUUAACAAUGAUAAUUAUGUAUAGGAUGAACACAGUGAUAUCACUGCGAGGACUAGACUUUAAAGUCCUGAUUUUCCCAAACUUAUAACUUCA
Molecule: messenger RNA, 2494 nt
Organism: Nanorana parkeri
Lineage: Eukaryota; Metazoa; Chordata; Amphibia; Anura; Dicroglossidae
Gene: SHISA7
Product: shisa family member 7
Exons: 6
Coding region: 330-1844 (504 amino acids)
Biological process (GO): regulation of AMPA receptor activity; regulation of short-term neuronal synaptic plasticity
Cellular component (GO): AMPA glutamate receptor complex; postsynaptic membrane; postsynaptic density
Source: RefSeq, a predicted model, not a curated record